ACCGUGGCCUUUCACUCCCUGGGAUCUCCGUUCUUUCUGCAGGGUUGAUGUUAGAGCCUCUAGGUCAAAGCCCUUAUUUGCAGGCCAAAUAUGACCAAGGUGUCGAUGCUAAGAUCGUAGUAAUGGGCAACACGGGCGUCGGUAAAACGAGCCUGUUGUACCGAUAUACCCAAAACAAGUUCGAGCCCAAGAAUACCACUUCCACCACCGGGGCACUCUUCAUCUCGAAGAAAUUGUAUGUAAACGGAAUCCGUAUACGAUUGCAACUGUGGGAUACAGCGGGACAAGAGAGGUUUAGGAGUAUGGCCCCAAUGUACUACCGCGGCGCACAUGCAGCGCUCCUUAUGUACGAUAUCACGAACGCAGCCUCCUUUGAAGAUAUACGAGGAUGGCUUGAAGAACUGAAAAGCAACUGCUCUCCGGAUCUAAUCAUCUAUAUCGUCGGCUCAAAGGCAGAUCUACUCCGACAAAGACAAAUCACGUCUGACCUGGCUCGGCUCUCUCUACACCGCUGGUUUCCACCGCCUCAGCCCCCGACGCCGCCGCCUCCACCGCCACCGUCUACUUUUGCCUACAUGCGGCCACGCUUCACCUCAUUCACCAGCAUGCGCAGUGUUCCCAUUCCGUUCCCGGUGAAACAGCCGAUCACACCCUCAGCAGAGACUGAUGAUAGUCACGACUCCCGUUCCUCUGGGCUAACCCGCUCAACUACCUCCGCGGUAUACACCCGGCCGAGAGCGAAGAGCGGAGGAGAUCUACUACAACGGGCCAAUACCACUGGGAUGAUCCUACGUCACGGACUCAACGCGACCUGGAAGACAUCUGGUGAUGCCAGCAGCAGCAGCCAGCUCGCAGAGGAAGACGACCCUGAUGACACAGACGAUCGAGAAUGGGGACUCCAGAAGGGCAUGGAACUUUUCGAGGUCUCCGCCAAAGAUGACACAGGCGUCAAGCAACUUUUUGACUCCUUAUUGGCCGCUAUUAUCAAGCGAAAGGACGUUAUCGAGGCUGAGAACGAAAUGAAGAAGCGCGAUAGCGUGUAUCUUACCCCCGCGACAACGCCAGUUUGGGCAGCCCAAGCCGAUGCAGAGGAGAAAGCUCAGGCUGCCGCUGUAUCUUCCUCCUGGCGCUGCUGUUCCGUAUAGUGUCUAUUCAAGGUUUGCCAUCGCCUUAUCUCUUCCGCCGCCCUCAACCCUCAACUCUGUCGUUCCUGGGUUUCUCCCUUUAUUUCGUCACUAGUCAUCAGCCAUCGCCUGCCAGCUAUCGUUUGCAUUUCUCAUUUCCACAUCAUCUUGCAUUGUCUCUCUGCUCCCUCCCACACCUCACUGGUGCCAUGCCGUCUUGGGUUUCAGGUCUCCUAUCCUCCAUCCAUGCCAUACCUGACGCAAUUACCCAUGGAUUUUCUCCCGUCUUUUUUCCCGUGUCCUAUUACUUUAUCGUAUUUGAGGCUUCAUGCUUUACCAUACAGUCACGCAAUAUAUUAGCUCC
Messenger RNA from Phanerochaete carnosa HHB-10118-sp, 1488 nucleotides. RefSeq lists its product as uncharacterized. Bases 48 to 1145 code for a protein of 365 amino acids. The record is from RefSeq and is a predicted model, not a curated record. Lineage: Eukaryota; Fungi; Basidiomycota; Agaricomycetes; Polyporales; Phanerochaetaceae. Gene Ontology annotation, molecular function: GTP binding; GTPase activity. The transcript has 5 exons.